This is a messenger RNA of Protopolystoma xenopodis, 558 nucleotides long. The record is from the annotation of a GenBank genome assembly. NCBI's taxonomy places the organism in Eukaryota, Metazoa, Platyhelminthes, Monogenea, Polystomatidea, Polystomatidae.
AUGUCAAUAGCAAGGUUGAUCCAGCUAAGUCCGCUCGAGUUCGGCCGGCCCAGUGUGGUCGAAAGUGUUUUACAGUCUCUGAUCGAUGACGCCUUGUUUGGACGAUGUGCGAAUUCGGCGCCGGCCUCAAUUCGCCCCGCAGCCGGCAUACACGGACAGACGGUUGGUUUUCAGUCUCUUUCUACCUUGCAAAUGCCAGCGCCUCGAGUCAACCGCGCAAGCGGCAGUCGCGGGAAUGUCCUCGGUCUGGCAGGUCUGGCGGUGCUUCUGCUGCUCGUCGUCGCAGGGCCGAGGCGCGCUGAGGCUCGCACCAACCUGGCCGAGUUCACCAAAGUGGUACCUCGUGAGGUGUGGCAACACGUGGAGGCGCGCAUCUCGGACCCGGCUUUUAUUGCUCGGCCCAGCCUCCUCCUCUCGCUGGCCUUCCUCAUCCACGCGUUCUGCAUGCUCGCCGUCGGCGUGAUGACUAUGCACGCUCUGGAGGGUCGGCAUUCCGAGCGGAGCCUCAUCAUCGAGCAGAACACCGACCUGUUGGGAAGACUGCGUAACAUUGACUAA